This is a messenger RNA of Aspergillus welwitschiae, 1819 nucleotides long. RefSeq lists its product as uncharacterized. Bases 53 to 1819 code for a protein of 588 amino acids. The record is from RefSeq and is a predicted model, not a curated record. NCBI's taxonomy places the organism in Eukaryota, Fungi, Ascomycota, Eurotiomycetes, Eurotiales, Aspergillaceae. The transcript is spliced from 2 exons.
GAUGCGUAUCCAGCUUUGUGCAUUGUAAUAACAGAAGGACGAAAUUUCGAAGAUGGUUACAGGCGUCGAAGCAACGGGGAUUGCGCUGGCAGUACUUCCUUUUGUCAUCAACCAGCUCGACAAUUACGUUCUCGGCAUCGAGAAGAUCAAGGUAUUCCGGAGGUUUCGCCGGCAUCUCGCCAACUAUGUGCUGGACAUCGGAACACAGCACGCAAUAUUUGUGAAUUACCUCGAGCAGGUGCUAGAUGAUGUCGUUGACGACGAGGAUCGACUCUCCGACCUUAUCAGCCAUCCCCCUGGCCAGACCGUCGGGAAUGACCCGUGGGCGGACCAGGGCUUGCGGAAUCGGCUUCAGGCAAAACUGGGGGGCCACUACGAGUUUUUUAUUGGGAACAUGACGAGGGUGUACAGCUUGUUGGAGAGCCUCGCCGAAAAGUUGGAUAUGGACCUGACCAACCCUUCGCCGAAGGAGCCUGGCGAACACCGAUUUCGGGCGAUCUUAUCAAAGGCAGUCUUGGAUGACUUGCUGCAGAAGCUCACCUCUGUCAACGACAUCCUGAAAAUAUUGAUAGAUCAGUCCGCGCACCGCGGGGCUACCCAGACCCGAAGGAAACGGGGUGGGUGGAAUAAUACCCUCCUCCAACGAUAUCAAAGGGCAAGGAAAUAUGCAGAGGGUCUCUUCAGGGCAAUUUUGCAAGGGGAAUACUGGAAGUGUCGCUGUAGGGAGCACCACUGUGUCUACCUUCAGUUCCAAUGCAAUCCUGUCGGGACAAAUCACGGCUUGAACGAUAAUGAGAAUGAGUCUAAAUUUCGUGUUCUCUUCUCCAACACAUUGACACAGGGCUCUACGAUUUGGAGCUGGAAAGAAGUGGAAUUCGAACCUUCGGAAGAGGGUAUCACAAUGGCCCAUCUCGCCAUCACCGAGCGAACCGGAAAUAUGAAAAGGAGGGAGCAGCCACUUGAAACUAUGAAGAAGAAGGAGAAGAAGAAAGGGGUCCACUUUAAGGUUGAUACAGUAGUCAACAUAAAGACCUCCAGCUCAAGCUCAACCGGUUCUAUGCUGGAGAACAUAGGAACAGAUUCUGCCAUUGACAAAAGCAUGGCAGGUCCCAUCCUAGAUUUCUGCUCAGUCCUACGCAUGGAAACGUGUACUGACCACCACAAAACCAUCGGAUUCAUAUCCCAUGGUACUACUGAUGGCAAUGUUCGGUACACCGUGCAUGCUGUCAAGAGUUCGCACCAAAGGAUGCCUCAAUAUUCCGUCCGUGAGAUUCUUUCUACAACAAGCCGCCGAGAGCGGCUGCACAUUGCGGCAGGUCUCGCCUGCGGGCUAAUUCAGUACUAUGGAAACUGGCUUAAGCCAUCCUGGGAGAGUUCCGACGUGCGGUUGGCUGUGGACAAGGACGGCCGCACUGCGCUUUUGGAUAACCUAUAUUUAUCAUGGCCACUCUCGGGCCAACCCGCGGGCAUCACUGGGGAGAAUGCUCCAUCUUGCCCUCAUGUGCAGAACGAUAUCCUCUUCCCACUAGCUUUGACUCUGAUUGAACUGUCGGUCGGAGAAACGAUCGGUGCGCUAUGGAUCACCGAGGAUGGAAACGGAAACCCACAAACAACCAAAUUCAACACGGCAUGUCGACUGAUCAAGGAGGUGCAAUGGCAUAGUGGUGCAGCAUACGCUGAGGUUGUCCGUACAUGCCUCUUCUGGUCCGGGGUGGGCUCAUGCUUUGGUGAUGGACAAUUCGAGGAACGGGUGUUUGAUACUGUCGUGUCUCCUCUGGUCGAGGAUCUAGUAUAUUUCGAGGGUCUUCGUGUCAUAUAG